AUGGAGCUAGAGAAAUCCACCCGCGGAUUUUAUGCUGAACCGCUUGAUCAUCUGAGCCAGAAUGACUUGGUAGAAAUGAUGAUACUUGAUGGUUGCUUUGUAAUUGAAUUGUUCCGGAAUUUUGUGGAUGGCGAAGGUGGGAGUGGCAGUGACGAUGGUGGUAGAGGCAAUGGAUGUGGCGGUGGUAAUGGUGGCAGUGAUGGUGGCGGUGGUGGUGACAGUGGAGGUGAUGGUAAGAGUGGUAUUGGUUGUGGUGGUGGAGGUGGUGGUGGAGGUUGUGGGGGUGGUGAUGAUUAG
This is a messenger RNA of Prunus armeniaca (apricot), 297 nucleotides long. Lineage: Eukaryota; Viridiplantae; Streptophyta; Magnoliopsida; Rosales; Rosaceae. The record is from the annotation of a GenBank genome assembly.